GGUCUGAAGUGCGUGUGCCAGCUGUGCGAGCACACCAACUUCACGUGCCAUACGGAGGGGGCCUGCUGGGCUUCGGUCAUGCUGACCAACGGGCGGGAGGAGGUGAUCAAGUCCUGCGUCUCCCUGCCGGAGCUCAACGCCCAGGUCUUCUGCCACAGUUCCAAGAACAUCACAAAGACCGAGUGCUGCUACACCGACUUCUGCAACAACAUCACCCUCCGCCUGCCCGUCGGGCUGCCUCUGCUGGUGCAGAGAACCAUCGCGAGGACGAUUGUCCUGCAGGAAAUCGUCGGAAAAGGGCGGUUCGGCGAGGUCUGGCGUGGAAAAUGGUGCGGGGAAGACGUAGCCGUGAAAAUCUUCUCCUCCAGAGACGAGCGGUCCUGGUUUCGGGAGGCAGAGAUUUAUCAGACGGUGAUGCUGAGACACGAAAACAUCCUGGGCUUCAUUGCUGCCGACAACAAGGGUACGGGGGGUUGGUCUAGAUGACCCACGGAGGUCCCUUCCAACCCCUACUAUUCUGUGAUUCUGUGAUUCUGUAAUUUGAUGGCACUUUCUCCCUCUGUGAAAGGCAAGCCAGCAAUUGCGCACCGAGAUCUGAAAUCUAAGAACAUCCUGGUGAAGAGGAACGAGAGCUGCGCCAUCGCGGACCUGGGCCUGGCGGUGAAGCACGACUCGGUGCUGAACACCAUCGACAUUCCCCAGAACCCCAGGGUGGGGACCCGGAGGUACAUGGCUCCGGAGAUACUUGAUGAUGUGAUGAACAUGAACAUCUUCGAGUCCUUCAAGCGCGCGGACAUCUACUCUCUUGGGCUGGUGUACUGGGAGAUAGCCCGAAGGUGCUCGGUCGGAGGGAUCACUGAGGAGUACCAGCUGCCUUACUAUGACGUUGUGCCUUCUGACCCUUCGAUAGAAGACAUGAAGAGGGUGGUUUGUGAGCAGAAGCUCCGGCCAAACAUCCCAAACCAGUGGCAGAGCUGUGAGGCGCUGCGGGUGAUGGGCCGGAUCAUGCGGGAGUGCUGGCACGCCAACGGCGCGGCGCGGCUCACCGCCCUGCGCGUCAAGAAGACCAUCUCGCAGCUCUGCGUCCAGGAGGACUCCAAAGCCUGA
Molecule: messenger RNA, 1107 nt
Organism: Opisthocomus hoazin
Lineage: Eukaryota; Metazoa; Chordata; Aves; Opisthocomiformes; Opisthocomidae
Source: RefSeq, a predicted model, not a curated record